Messenger RNA from Nematostella vectensis (starlet sea anemone), 1377 nucleotides. RefSeq names its product proliferating cell nuclear antigen-like. Gene Ontology annotation, biological process: translesion synthesis; regulation of DNA replication; mismatch repair. Gene Ontology annotation, cellular component: PCNA complex. Bases 140 to 934 code for a protein of 264 amino acids. Gene Ontology annotation, molecular function: DNA binding; DNA polymerase processivity factor activity. The transcript is spliced from 7 exons. The record is from RefSeq and is a predicted model, not a curated record. NCBI's taxonomy places the organism in Eukaryota, Metazoa, Cnidaria, Anthozoa, Actiniaria, Edwardsiidae.
UGACAAACUAGCCAAUGACGACAUCGAAAUUUGAGCUUCGCGGGCUUGUAUUGUACAAAAAUUUGGCGCGAGUUGUCAGUUCGAAUCUCUUGUCGUCCAUCGAAGCCGUCUGUGAUUGAAUCUCUGCCUAGAAAUCACCAUGUUUGAAGCAAGACUUGUUCAAGGCAACCUCUUAAAGAAAGUCAUUGAAGCCAUCAAAGAUGUUGUGGAAACCGCUAACUGGGACUGCUCGGCCGCGGGAAUCAGUCUUCAGGCCAUGGACUCAAGUCACGUGUGUUUAGUGUCUGUGCAACUGAACGCAGACGGCUUUGAUCCUUACAGGUGUGACCGUACCCUUUCCAUUGGCAUGAAAACGUCUCUACUGUCAAAAAUUAUCAAAUGUGCAGGAAAUGAGGAUAGAAUCACAAUCCAUGCUGAAGACACUGGUGAUACCGUAACGUUUUCAUUCGAAAGCCCAAAUGAGGAAAAAACAUCUGAAUACAAGAUGAAACUUAUGGAUAUCGACAGUGAACACCUUGGAAUUCCAGAUCAAACCUACGAUGCAGUAAUUAAGAUGCCAUCCGCAGAGUUCCAGAGAAUUUGUCGGGACUUAUCACAGAUGGGAGACUCAGUCCAAAUCGCAUGUACAAAGGAUGGAAUUGACUUUACCGUCAGUGGUGAAUCGGGGAGUGGCAAAGUCCAUCUCAAGCAAAAUGCCAGUGUUGACAAAGAGAGUGAGGAAAUUUCAAUAGAGCUGAAUGAGGCAGUGAACCUAACCUUUGCUCUUCGAUACAUGAACUUCUUUUCCAAGGCUACACCAUUAUCCAGUAGUGUGACCUUGUCGUUAAAGAAAGAUAUCCCACUUGUCGUGGAAUAUACAUUUGCAGACCUUGGUCAUGUCAAGUAUUACCUGGCCCCCAAGAUUGAUGAUGAAGAAAUGGAUAAUGAAGCAUAACUAAUUGCAAAGUGUAAACAGACUGCAGGAAUGGUUCAACAAACUUUAUUCCAUUACCUCAGCCAUCUCAAAAUAUUUAGGUUACAUGUUCAUAAAUAUACAUGCAAUGUUGCUCCAGCUCUAGCUAUUCCCUUUUUGUGUUCCCAGUCAUACCUGAGGUUUUGGAAGAUAACUCUUAAACUAUUCCAUUAAGUCACCCAGCCUGACCCUAAUACAAUACCUACACCAAUAAUAUGAACAUGGACUGGAAUGAUUCCUGGUACUAUUCUAGGUUUCCACAGUGUAGUGUUAUUUCAUUACAGGAAGUGUUUUCUUGUGCCAAUUAAAACGCAUUAAAAUCCUUAGAACAAGACAAGACUUCUUGGUGAUUUAUCAUUUUCUCAUUAAAUAUUUUUAUGUACAGUUUGAAAGCAUCUAUUAAUAAAACUUAAUAAGAAUCUUGA